Molecule: messenger RNA, 948 nt
Organism: Aspergillus novofumigatus IBT 16806
Lineage: Eukaryota; Fungi; Ascomycota; Eurotiomycetes; Eurotiales; Aspergillaceae
Product: RlpA-like double-psi beta-barrel domain-containing protein
Exons: 3
Coding region: 158-841 (227 amino acids)
Source: RefSeq, a predicted model, not a curated record
CAGAAAAUGCAGCCAAUCAAUUGGCGUCUCUGUCAUUAACCCCUUAAUUUUGAUCUUCAGAGUCCAGAGACAGCAAGUCGGCUAUCGCGACCUCCAUCACCAUGACAGUCUUCGAUCUGGAUAAUCCCAUGAAAGAAUUUUAGUCAACGCCACGGUCAUGUCUACAGACGUGGAGAAACCUCCCCCGCAAUUGUGUCAGGAUGCUUCGCAUCUCCCCUUUGCGGCGGUCCCAAAGCGGAAGCCCGUCCCUAUCGGUGUCGCAGAGGCUUCUCCCGAGCCAGCAGCCAUUGCGACGAAAGACUCUAGCGUACAACCCCUCGCCAAACCAGCUUGGUGGAACUUGAACUGGAACUGGCGACAAUUCUCGAAAAAGAAGCGUCUGAUAGUCAUCGCAAUUGCAGUCGCGGUCGUCUGUCUCCUUGCGCUGGUCAUCGGCCUCGCUGUGGGAUUGACCAGGGCAAAAGGCCACUCAAAUCUUCCGCUUCCCACCUCCCAUGGUGGUCCCUAUUCGGGAGAUUUGACCUACUACAACCCCGGCCUCGGCUCAUGCGGCAUCACCAGCACAGACUCGGACAUGAUCUGUGCCGUCUCCCAUGUUCUCUUUGAUGCUGCUUCGACGGGGUCAAACCCGAAUGCGAAUCCGCUGUGCGGGCUCAAAUUGAGGCUUCGUCGGGGUGAAUCGAGCGUGGAUGUCAAGAUCGUUGAUCGAUGUGUGGGAUGUAAAGUGAAAGAUUUGGACGUGUCGCCCGCCGUCUUCCAGAAACUUGCUGAUAUGGAUCUUGGUCGGGUCACCGUUGAAUGGUCGUGGCUGGAAGACUCUCCUGUUGCUUCGUUACAGUGAUGAUGAGCAUUUCGGCUUCUUUACCCUCUUUUUUCUUUUUUUGUUGCUCUACUUUUGAUAUACCCAUUACGACUGCUGUACAUAACUGUGUCUUUAUUUUCAUAACU